Leptidea sinapis is the source of this 1268-nucleotide messenger RNA. RefSeq names its product small nuclear ribonucleoprotein F (gene SmF). Gene Ontology annotation, cellular component: U1 snRNP; catalytic step 2 spliceosome. Gene Ontology annotation, molecular function: RNA binding. Lineage: Eukaryota; Metazoa; Arthropoda; Insecta; Lepidoptera; Pieridae. Gene Ontology annotation, biological process: mRNA splicing, via spliceosome; spliceosomal snRNP assembly. The transcript has 3 exons. The coding region runs from base 182 to 448 and encodes 88 amino acids. The record is from RefSeq and is a predicted model, not a curated record.
UGAAUUUGACUUUGAUUUUCGAGAUUGAGUUUGAUUUCUGAUAGCGUCUUGCGAAUUGAAUCGUAGAGUAAAAGUGUUCUGUGAUCGUGCAUAUUUCAUGUCAAGCACAAGCCGUAGCCGUAAUUAAAAGCCGGUUGGAAAUUUAAUUUUGUUCAAAACGAUAUUGAAUUAACUAUUAAUAAUGGCGGCGGCUAUGCCAAUUAACCCUAAACCCUUCCUUAACAGUUUAACAGGGAAAUCUGUACUCGUAAAAUUAAAGUGGGGUCAUGAAUAUAAAGGAUUACUAGUCUCGGCUGAUGGGUAUAUGAAUUUACAGUUAGCAAACACAGAAGAACUUAUUGACGGUGUGUCUACAGGUAAUCUUGGUGAAAUUUUAAUAAGAUGUAAUAAUGUCCUCUAUGUGAGAGGUGCUGAAGAAGAGGAUGAAGAGGGUGAAAUGAGGGAAUAAUUCUUAGCUAAAAGAAAAUUUGAUAAUAUAAGUAUAUUUUAAGUAAUUAGUAAUUAAAUAUUACCUCACAAUGUUGUCAAUAUUUUGUCUAGAUUCAAAAAUUUUGUGAGAUACUGUCUCAUUUGGAUAGUUGUUCAAAAAACCCACACAUAAUCAGGAAAACCUUACAAGUUUUAUUAAAAUGACUACUUCUUUUUUAUUAUUGUACUGUAAUAGCACAGGAUAUUGUUUAUACCAAAUAUUAAAUUAAUAAUAAAAAAAAAAAUCUUUCCAAUAACAAUGUGUAAUUUCAUGACUAACUUAAAUAUGAAGGCUUUUGUAUACAGAUUAUGUUUGUUAUAAUUACAACUAUGAAGAUCAAAUCAAAAUCUUUUUUUAUUGAUUUGUAGAGAAAUUGGGAUUAUUUGACUGAUAUUUUCCAUCAUAUUCUCACAAUUUCAAUUCUGAUUAUUGUUAGUUGAAAAUAAAAAUCUAAAUCAUGACAUCCACCAGUCUUGAAAAGAGCUCUUGGAUUUGAUUUUUAAAUUCUUAAUUUCAUUCAAAAUAAAAAGUACAACCACAGAAUCUGAUUGAUUUGUCACUAAUAUUAGCCAGAUAUGUAUUGUUUUAACAAUUUGGAACCUUUCAAUAAUAUGUAAAAUAGUGGGUAUGUUAUUGUGUGAAUUUUUUAACAAACUAUUCAUUCAAUAUGAUAGAAGAAUAUUCAAAACCUAACAGUGCAUUGAUAUUGAAGAAAAAUAUAAGAAAUUCCAACUGUAAUGAAGUGUAAUGCAAUUAGUUCAUAUGAAAUUUCCAUUAAAUUAAAUUAAAUAAUAGUAAA